UUGUUUGAAGUAAAAAAGAAACCAGAAAGGAAAAGUACCCAUUAAUUUUCUUUGGAAGGAAGCUGAAAUUCCAUAUCCAAAUACAAAUAUGUGUAUGUAUAUAUAAAUAUAGGUUAGGGAGAAGUUGGGGGAGAGCUGUGGGUAGUUUGACCUGUGGCAUAUAACAGCGAAGAGAUCUGUUCUGCUCUCAUUUAUUCCUUUUUCUUGUCUGAAGGAGAACCAGCCAGGAAGUAUAUAAAAUAAAAAUACAAAUAAAUUAAAGAAAAGGGAAGAAGAAGAAGAAGGAGCAACAGGACCAACAGAUAGUGGACCAACACCUUACGCCAAGAGAAAUGGUUCAACAAAUUCUCUUUUGUUUGCUCUCAGAUUCAAAAUGCUGAUUGAAAAGCUGUUACAUGAGAGACUUGCAUAGAAUAUGUUGAGAAAUGAGGCUUAGGUUAAAGAAAUGGGGUGUGUAUUGGGACGAGAGGUAUCCUCAGGCGUAGUGUCUGAGUCCAAAGAGGCAAAACACUUGAGGGUUGAAUCUAACAGGAAAGUAGACAAUGUUUCAGUGGCAAAGGUUGAUACUAGUAAUGUAGAGAUUCAAAAUGAGGAGACCCAUAAGGAGGAGAAGGCUGAUGGGGACAGAAAAACAAGGGGGGAAAGAAGAAGGUCGAGGCCAAAUCCAAGGUUGGGCAGUCUGCCAAAGCAUUCGCGUGGAGAGCAGGUAGCAGCCGGGUGGCCGUCUUGGUUGUCAGAUGUGUGUGGGGAAGCUCUCAAUGGCUGGCUUCCACGGAGGGCGGACACCUUUGAGAAGAUUGAUAAGAUUGGGCAAGGAACGUAUAGCAAUGUGUAUAAAGCCAAAGAUAUGUUAACAGGUAAAAUUGUUGCAUUGAAGAAGGUUCGAUUUGACAAUUUGGAACCGGAGAGUGUGAAAUUUAUGGCUAGAGAGAUUCUCAUAUUGAGGACAUUGGACCAUCCCAAUGUUGUGAAGUUGGAAGGUUUGGUUACUUCAAGGAUGUCCUGUAGUUUGUAUCUCGUAUUUCAGUACAUGGAGCAUGAUUUGGCCGGACUUGCUGCAAGUCCGGCAGUCAAGUUCACAGAGCCACAGGUUAAAUGUUACAUGCAUCAACUUUUGUCUGGGCUUGAGCACUGUCACAAACGUGGUGUUCUUCACCGUGACAUUAAAGGGUCAAACCUUCUUAUUGAUGAUGGGGGAGUACUUAAGAUUGCUGAUUUUGGGCUGGCAACAUUCUUUGAUCCAAACAACAAGCAUCACAUGACAAGUCGGGUGGUUACUCUAUGGUAUCGAGCCCCAGAGCUACUUCUCGGGGCUACUGAUUAUGGUGUAGGCAUUGAUCUUUGGAGUGCAGGCUGUAUUUUAGCUGAGCUCUUGGCUGGAAGGCCAAUCAUGCCUGGUCGUACAGAGGUAGAGCAACUACAUAAGAUAUACAAGCUAUGUGGUUCACCUUCAGAUGAAUACUGGAAAAAGUCAAGAUUACCAAAUGCAACUUUGUUCAAGCCCCGUGAGCCGUACAGAAGAUGUAUAAAAGAGACAUUUAAGGAUUUUCCACCUUCAUCACUGCCCCUCAUCGAAACUCUUCUUGCAAUUGAUCCAGCAGAACGCCAGACUGCAACAGCUGCAUUAAGAAGUGAAUUCUUUAUGACAGAACCUUAUGCUUGUGAACCUUCUAGUCUUCCAAAAUAUCCCCCGAGUAAAGAAAUGGAUGCUAAACGAAGAGAUGAUGAAGCUCGACGGUGA
Molecule: messenger RNA, 1741 nt
Organism: Carica papaya (papaya)
Lineage: Eukaryota; Viridiplantae; Streptophyta; Magnoliopsida; Brassicales; Caricaceae
Source: RefSeq, a predicted model, not a curated record